Molecule: messenger RNA, 2821 nt
Organism: Manis javanica (Malayan pangolin)
Lineage: Eukaryota; Metazoa; Chordata; Mammalia; Pholidota; Manidae
Source: RefSeq, a predicted model, not a curated record
AUGCCCGCGCCUGCGGAACGUGAGCGGGAUGUUUUGGAGACUCCUGAGAUUGUCAGGUGGGCUGUGGGCCAGGGCGGCAAUAGAGUAGCCCAGAUGGGGAGCCAGGAGCUGGAGAGGGGACAGCCCCCUCCAGCCAUCAAGGAGGACAUCACUACCUGUGCUUGCAGGGCCAGCCCCGUUCUGGGCCACAGCACAUGCUGUGAGAGAGGGAACCUAGGUGCCAGGUCCCCCACCUCAUUCCCCAUGAAUGCUGCGAAAAGUCCCGAAAGGCAGGAGCUGCCAAAGCCUGAGAGCGAGCCUGGGACAGCCCUGCCUGCAGUGGUCCCCCCUCCCCACACGGGAAGCCGAGGAUCUGCACCAUCUCCAGUGCGGUGCCUCCCCAGCCUCAACCCAAGAAGCCUGAAGACGCGAGCCUGGGACAGCCCUGCCUGCAGUGGUCCCCCCUCCCCACACGGGAAGCCGAGGAUCUGCACCAUCUCCAGUGCGGUGCCUCCCCAGCCUCAACCCAAGAAGCCUGAAGACGGUGCUCUGCAGAAGGCACACGGGCCCCUGCAGUCCAGCUGCUGCCUCCAGAUCCCCCGCAUCAUCAGAGGACUCUGGGGAACAACCCUGACUGAGAACACAGCUGAGAACCCGGAGCUUUACGUCAAGACCACCCUGCAGGAGCUUUUGGUGUACAUUGUGUUCCUGGUGGACAUCUGUCUUGUGACCUAUGGAAUGACAAGCUCCUGUGCCUAUUACUAUGCCAAAGUGAUGUCUUAGCUCUUCUUACACACUCCAUCAGACACUGGAGUCUCCUUCCAGGCCAUCAGCAGCAUGGUGGACUUCUGGGAUUUUGCCCAGGGCCCCUACUGGACCAAAUGGUACAACAACCAGAGCCUGGGCCGAGGCUCCCACUCCUUCAUCUACUAUGACAAUCUGCUGCUGGGGGCUCCAAGGCUGUGGCAGCUGAGGGUCCGCAAUGACUCCUGUGUGGUACAUGAGGACUUCCGUGAGGACAUUUUGAGCUGCUACAAUGUCUACUCUCCCAACAAGGAGGAGCAGCUCCCUUUCGGGACCCUCAAAGGCACAGUGUGGACAUACCACUCACAGGACGAGCUGCGAGGUUCCUCUCUCUGGGGCCAGCUCACAAGCUACAGUGGAGCUGGCUACUACCUGGACCUUCCAGGAUCCUGACAGGCCAGUGCGGAGGCAUUCCAGGACUUUCAGGAGGGCCUGUGGCUAGACACGGGCACCCAGGUGGUCUUCAUAGAUUUCUCAGUCUACAAUGCCAGCAUCAAUCUUUUCUGUGUUCUGAGACUGGUGGUGGAGUUUCCAGCUACAGGAGGUGUCAUCCCAUCCUGGCAAAUACGAACAGUGAAGCUGAUCCACUAUGUCAGCAACUGGGACUUCUUUAUCAUUGGCUGUGAGAUCAUCUUCUGUGUCUUCAUCUUCUACUACAUGGUAGAGGAGGUCUUGGAGCUCCACAUCCACCGGCUUCAUUACCUCAGCAGCAUCUGGAACAUUCUGGAUCUGGUGGUCAUCUUGCUCUCUGUUGUGGCUGUGGGCUUCCACAUAUCCUGAACCCUUGAGGUGAACCGACUGAUGGGGAAGCUCCUGCAGCAGCCAAACGCAUAUGCUGACUUCAAGUUCCUUGCCUUCUGUCAGACACAGUACAACAACAUGAAUGCUGUCAACCUGUUCUUUGCCUGGAUCAAGGUAUUUAAGUACAUCAGCUUCAACAAAACUAUGACUCAGCUCUCCUCCACGCUGGCCCGCUGUGCCAAGGACAUCCUGGGCUUUGCCGUCAUGUUCUUCAUAGUAUUUUUCGCCUAUGCCCAACUUGGCUACCUGCUUUUCGGGACCCAAGUGGAAAACUUCAGCGCUUUCAUCAAGUGCAUGUACUGGUUUCUUGGUUUCACCCAGUUCCGGAUCAUCCUUGGGGACUUUGACUACAACGCCAUCGACAAUGCCAACUGCAUCCUGGGACCUGCCUACUUUGUCACCUACAUCUUCUUUGUCUUCUUUGUGCUCCUGAACAUGUUCCUGGCCAUCAUCAAUGACACAUACUCAGAGGUCAAGGAGGAGUUGGCUGGACAGAAGGAUGAGCUGCAACUUUCUGACCUCCUGAAACAGGGCUACAACAAAAUCCUACAGAGGCUACGUCUGAGGAAGGAGCAGGUUUCAGAUGUGCAGAAAGUCCUGCAUGGUGGGGAGCAGGAGAUCCAGUUCAAGGAUUUCACCAACACCUUAAGGGAGCUGGGGCACGCAGAGCAUGAGAUCACUGAGCUCACAGCCACCUUCACCAGGUUUGACCAAGAUGGGAAUUGCAUCCUGGAUGAGAAAGUGCAGGAACAAAUGCAACAGGACCUGGAGGAGGAAAGGGUGGCCCUCAACGCUGAGAUUAAGAACCUGGGCCGGUCCAUUGUGAGUAGCCCAUCAGGCGAGUCGGGUCCAGAAGCUGCCAGACCAGGUGGUGGGAUUUCAGGAGAAGAAUUCUACAUGCUCACAAAGAGAGUUCUCCAGCUGGAGACUGUCGUGGAAGGAGUCAUCCAGGUUGAUGCUGUGGGCUCCAGGCUGAAGAUGCUGGAGAGGAAGGGGCAGCUGGCUUCCUCCGUAGGCAGGGGGGAACAAGGCAUUUGGGGGCACCUGCAGCCAGCCCCAGCUGUGACUCCAGCCAUCUGGGGAGCCCAGGGCACACAGGAGAGGGGUCGGGGAGAGAUCGUAGAGCAUCAGACAGCAGGUUCUUCUCUCACUGCCUCUCCAGAGACCCCCUCAACCCACACCCUCCACCUCUAGGGCAGCAAUUCCCACUGCUGCUGCCGCCCAGCCACACACUGUG